AUGCGGCUCCUCACUGCGAACAAGUCCUCAUUCUCAAAAGGCAAUGAAGUAUUGAGAGCAUUCAUUGGUUUGAGGAAUGGUGCCACAAGAACUUUGGGAGUCUGCGGGCGAUGCCGAUACAUUUCUUCACUGACGGACCUUCCGUCUAAACCUUCAGACCUAAUUUCUGCUAAAGGAUAUAAGAAAGAUGAAUGGUACAAUGUCCCACAAUCAAUUACUGAUUCCCUCUCCCGAAGUCUACACACAACCAAAGAUCAUCCGAUUUCCAUUACUCGUUCGAUAAUCGAAUCAAGAUUUCCAUCGCCUACCUACAAAUACCACAACACUUUCUUUCCUAUAGUAUCUACGCAUCAAAACUUCGAUUCUCUAGGGUUCCCUUUGGAUCAUUCUGGGAGAAGCAAGACGGAUACAUACUAUAUUAAUAAGGAAACGGUAUUGCGAACCCAUACAAGUGCACAUCAAGCCGAUGUAUUCCGCAGUAAUGAAAGCGAAGGUUUCCUAAUCAGCGCAGAUGUAUAUCGCAGAGAUGCAAUCGAUCGAAGCCAUUAUCCUAUUUUCCACCAAAUGGAAGGUGCAAGAAUAUGGGAUAGAAAGAAGGUUCCAAAUGGAGAUAUCGCAGCAGCUGUUUGGAAGGACUUCGAAGCACUACCUAGACAUAAUGUGAAAGUUGAAGAUUUGAAUCCCACCUUUCAUGCAAAGAGGAAUCCAUUACAAGGAGAACAUACAGAGGCGGAAGCUGAAGCUAUUGCGGCACAUCUCAAGAAGAGUUUGGAGUUAAUGGUGGUAGAGAUAUUCUCGCGAGCAAGACAAGCAGCCAUAAAAGCGGAUCCCACGUUCGUUGAUGAACCAUUGAAAGUAAGAUGGAUAGAAGCUUAUUUCCCAUUCACAAGUCCAUCCUGGGAGCUAGAAAUAUUUUGGCAAGGGGAUUGGUUAGAAGUGCUUGGAUGUGGUGUUGUUAAACAGGAUAUCAUGCAGAAUGCAGGUGUACCAGAUCAACUCGGAUGGGCUUUCGGAAUAGGUCUGGAAAGGAUUGCCAUGUUACUUUUUGAAAUUCCAGAUAUCCGAUUGUUCUGGUCAAAGGAUGAAAGGUUUCUGAGCCAAUUUAGAGGAGUCUCUGAGAAUCUGGAGAAUUUGAAGAGAUUUAUUCCAUUUUCAAAACAUCCGGCAUGUUAUAAGGAUGUUUCCUUCUGGUUACGGUCAUCAUCUUCAGCUGGAGGUGGUAAUUCGGCCAAUGCACACGAUUUCCAUGAAAAUGACAUUAUGGAGAUAGUAAGAGAUAUAGGAGGAGAUAGAGUAGAGGAUGUGAGGAAAGUAGAUGAAUUUACACAUCCGAAGACAGGGAGGAAGAGUAUGUGUUACAGGAUUAAUUAUAGGAGUCUAUUGAGGACUUUAACGAAUGAGGAGGCGAAUGAAAUGCAUGAAGAGGUUAAAAAGGAAUUGGCAGGGAAACUGGGUGUGGAGUUGAGAUGA
This is a messenger RNA of Sclerotinia sclerotiorum 1980 UF-70, 1470 nucleotides long. Its product is annotated as phenylalanine-tRNA synthetase. Gene Ontology annotation, molecular function: phenylalanine-tRNA ligase activity; tRNA binding; ATP binding. NCBI's taxonomy places the organism in Eukaryota, Fungi, Ascomycota, Leotiomycetes, Helotiales, Sclerotiniaceae. The transcript is spliced from 2 exons. Gene Ontology annotation, cellular component: mitochondrion; cytoplasm. Gene Ontology annotation, biological process: phenylalanyl-tRNA aminoacylation. Bases 1 to 1470 code for a protein of 489 amino acids. The record is from RefSeq and is a predicted model, not a curated record.